This is a messenger RNA of Penicillium argentinense, 918 nucleotides long. RefSeq names its product DUF1996 domain-containing protein. The transcript is spliced from 4 exons. The record is from RefSeq and is a predicted model, not a curated record. NCBI's taxonomy places the organism in Eukaryota, Fungi, Ascomycota, Eurotiomycetes, Eurotiales, Aspergillaceae. Bases 1 to 918 code for a protein of 305 amino acids.
AUGUUCUACAUGAACAUCUACUACUUUUUCGAAGCGACCGACGACGAGACAAAACCUUUCCCUGUUGGGCUUCGGAUGGUCAGUGGAGACAACAGUCUUCGAACACCACCCCCGGGCGGAGCAGAAAAUGUCUUGUAUACGAACCAGGGUACCAUUCAACCGGUCCAGUGGACAUGCCCGCGCAGUUCCUACGAACCUCCUUCAUACCCCACUGAUUCCGACGGACUCCACGGGGUCGGAAUACAGGAUCCAAGCAACCAGGGAGCUGGCGUGGGGUUCCCGCACAUGAACUGCGACGGCUAUGCAUCUCCGCUGCGUGCUGACAUUCACUCCCCAUCUUGUUACAACCCAGAAGCCGGGUUGACCGACUACAAGAACAACAUGGUAUUCCCAAGCAGCAAGGAUUCGCCCAGCGGUAAAGCUAAUUGCCCGAAAGAAUGGAUCCAUGUUCCGCAUAUCUUCUACAAAGUUUACUGGAAUACGCCCCUCUUCGUGGAUAUGUGGGAACAAGGGAAAGGCUCACAGCCUUUUAUCUUGGCUAAUGGUGACUGCACAGGCUCUUCCCUCCACGGCGACUUUUUUUCUGGUUGGGAUGAAAGCAUCCUACAGAAAAUAAUCAAUAACUGUGACGCUGGAGUCUUGGGAAUGGACAAGUGCGCCGAUGCCGGUACAAUCAACGACUCGUCCAAAAGCUGCAACAUCGCAAAUCUCGUACCGGAGGCAAUUUCCGGCGUGCUUGGAAAGCUUCCAGGAAACAACCCACCUACUGGAUGGGGCCAAGGGGAGACUGCCUCCUCCGGAUCCUCCGACUCUCAGACUUGCGGUGGAAGCUUGGCGUUGAGCGUGUAUGAAAAGAGCGAUAAGAAUCCCGCGAGGAGGACCUUUGCGAAAUCAAAAUUUGCAAUUAUAAGGGACUAA